AUGGUCGAUCUAUGGACCAAGAGCAUCGUCAACAUGAACUCUCUUGUGUCUAGACUCCACACGUUGGACAAAUCUUACCUCUUGAUCAUCAUCCUGACAAUAUCUCUUCUUCUCUCGUUCCUGUAUAAAAGUAUCAAAGACCCUUUAAGAUCAGUUCCCGGCCCACGUCUAGCGAGACUUACAGGAUUCUACAUCACCUUCCUAGAAUUCGCGGGCCACCGUGCCACAACCGUUGCAGAACUACAUAAGAAAUAUGGACGCGUUGUGCGACUAGCACCCGACCAGCUUUCAUUCGCAUCUCCGGAAGCUCUGAAAGAUAUCUACGGUGCGAAUUCGAAAUUCACAAAAGGGCCGAUCUACGAGUCGCUGGGCUUCAAAGGUGUUUUCACCACACGUGAGCAGAACGAAUAUCGCACUAUGAAGAAGCGAGUCGUUCCGAGCUUCAAUCCCGCGUCGUUGAAUGACUUGGAACCGAUUGUUCAUCGGCAAGUCGCUAAUUUGAUCAAAUGCUUUGAUAAAAGGGUUGAUACGCAACUGGAUGUUCUUCCAUGGUUUCGCAUGCUUGCCCUUGGUGUUGUUGGUGAGAAAGAAUCUGUGGUCUAG
Exophiala bonariae is the source of this 603-nucleotide messenger RNA. RefSeq lists its product as uncharacterized. Bases 1 to 603 code for a protein of 200 amino acids. The transcript has 2 exons. Gene Ontology annotation, molecular function: iron ion binding; oxidoreductase activity, acting on paired donors, with incorporation or reduction of molecular oxygen; heme binding. The record is from RefSeq and is a predicted model, not a curated record. Lineage: Eukaryota; Fungi; Ascomycota; Eurotiomycetes; Chaetothyriales; Herpotrichiellaceae.